Messenger RNA from Crotalus tigris (Tiger rattlesnake), 1416 nucleotides. RefSeq names its product nucleoredoxin like 1 (gene NXNL1). The record is from RefSeq and is a predicted model, not a curated record. The transcript is spliced from 4 exons. Bases 207 to 827 code for a protein of 206 amino acids. Lineage: Eukaryota; Metazoa; Chordata; Lepidosauria; Squamata; Viperidae. Gene Ontology annotation, cellular component: mitochondrion. Gene Ontology annotation, biological process: photoreceptor cell maintenance.
UUCAGUAAGAUAGGUUAUUAGCAUCAGCCGUGAAUUAAAAUAUGGGAACAAAGUACUGCCUUUUAGACUGUGAAGGACCUUUCCAGUGGUCUGAAGACCUGAAAAUAUCGCUUACUACCUUCCCAACAAUGAGGUGGCUUUGAGUGCUAACCUGGGGCAGAGCCUAAAAAUGGUUCUAGUUUAAAUGUAGAGGCCCCCUUGUGGCCAUGGCUGCCCUUUUUUUCCACAAGAGCCUUGUUGUGAACAACAAGGACAAUGAUGAGCUGGAGUUGGAACGGGAGCUCACCCGAAAAUUAGAGAACAAAGUCAUGCUCCUCUAUUUUGGCUCUGGUGAAUGUCCUCGAUGCCAAGAGUUUGCGCCCAUCCUGAAAGAUUUUUUUGUGAAACUCACAGACGAGUUUUAUGUGGAGCGAGCAUCUCAACUAGUUCUCGUCUAUGUGUCGCUGGACAAAACAGAGGAAAAGCAAAACAAGUUUCUGAAGAAAAUGCCAAGGCGGUGGCUGUUUUUACCUUUCCAGGAUGAGUUCAAAAAGGAGCUGGCAUUAAGAUUUUCGGUGACUCAUCCCCCUGUGGUGGUAGUUUUAAAACCAAAUGGUGAAGUCAUUGACCACAAUGCUGUGGAAGAAAUCAAACAGCUAGGCACAGCUUGCUUCAAGAACUGGCAAGAAGCAGCUGAUUUGGUGGACAGGAGCUUCCUUUUAUCUCAAGACUCCGAGGAUGUGACCCUGAGAAGUAUCACUGAUCCCAUUCGGCGGUUCAAGUACAAACUAGCCAAGAACAAAAGGAAAAUGAGAAGCAGAGAUGGUGAUAAGGGUCAAGUCUCCUGAUGAGAUGUUUCUUCUUCUUGGAACUUCAGGAACUCUUGAUUAAAGGAGGACCUUCCCACUUUUUUUCAGUCACCCAUUGGCCAUGCUCAACUUCCAAAUAACUCUUUCUCGUAAGUGCUAACAUCCUUUCUUAAGGACCCAAUGAAGCCAGAAUUUUAAUUCUGUAGUACAUCAGCCCAUAUAGCAAUGCUAUAUUUUGAUCAAUGAAAAUCUAACUGUUGUUUUUAGAGACUUAUUGUACAUUUUAUUUUAUCUGAAAAUAGAAACUGUCCAGAACAGGGUUAGGCAGAAUUUGGAUUGGAGGAGUAACAAUAGAAUAGUGUUGUUUGUUAACAAGCAGAAGUAAAAAAAGAAAAGCAAAUAAUGUUAGUUUUGUGACCUUUGGAAUAAUGAGCAAGAAUUGUUAUUUCAAGGAAAUUUAAUAAAUUUAAUAAACACAAGCAAAAGAACAUAAUGAUAUCAAAGUCUUAGAUUUUAAAAGAGCUGAUUUUAACAAACUCAGAGAGAACUUGGGAAAGAUUCCUUGAAUGAAAAUUCUAAAGGGGAAAACAACUCCAGAAGCUUGCAAAACUGAAAAAUAUGAUCAUAA